UGGGACGUCAGGUCACAGGCGGUGACUGACACAGCCUUCCCAGUCUUGUAGCUGAUGUAAGUCACAGCCUGUCAGACUAGGUCACAGGACAGCAUCACUGAUCAUUGUCUCUGCUAGUCUUACUACACUGUCUCAGCUCAGGAUGAGAGCCAUAGCCAUGUCUUCCAGCUCAGCAAUGGUGCGGAUCCUGAUAAAGGGCGGCAAGGUGGUGAACGACGACUGCACCCAGGAGGCCGACGUCUACAUCGAGAAUGGAAUCAUCCAGCAGGUGGGGAAGGAGCUGAUGAUCCCAGGUGGAGCCAAAGUGAUUGACGCCUCGGGAAAACUAGUCCUCCCCGGGGGUAUUGACACCAGCGUCCACCUGGAGGAGAGCUUCAUGAACGCCACCACGGCAGAUGACUUCUACAGCGGCACCAAGGCUGCUCUAGCUGGCGGUACAACCAUGGUGAUUGCACACAUUCUGCCAGAGAAGAAUGAGUCUUUGCUGGAAGCCUACGAGACGUGCCGCAGCUCGGCAGACCCCAAAGCCUGCUGUGACUACGCUCUGCACGUGGGCGUUACUUGGUGGGGACCCAAGGUGCGAGCUGAGAUGGAGAAGCUGGUGAGGGAGCACGGAGUGAAUUCCUUUCAGAUGUUCAUGGCCUAUAAGGACAUGUUCAUGCUGAGGGACAGUGAGCUCUUCCAGGCUCUGCAGCACUGCAAGGACAUCGGAGCUAUAGCACGAGUCCAUGCUGAAAAUGGGGAACUGGUGGCAGAGGGUGCAAAAGAAGCAUUGGACCUGGGCAUUAGUGGCCCAGAGGGGAUUGAAAUCAGCAGGCCUGAAGAGUUGGAAGCCGAGGCGACUCACAGGGCAAUCACCAUCGCCAACAGGGCCCACUGCCCGAUCUAUCUCGUCAAUGUGUCUAGUAUGUCCGCGGGAGAUGUGGUGGCUACAGCCAAGAUGCAGGGUAAGGUGGUCCACGGUGAAACAACCACAGCCCACGCGGUGCUUAACGGUAUGCAGUACUAUCAUCAGGACUGGGCCCAUGCUGCUGCCCAUGUUACCGUGCCACCUCUCCGCCUGGACCCCAACACUCCCGGUUUCCUAAUGAGCCUGCUGGGAAAUGACACUCUGAAUGUUGUGGGGUCCGACCACCGUCCAUUCACCAUCAAACAGAGAGCCAUGGGCAAGGAUGAUUUCACAAAGAUCCCCCACGGGCUUCCUGGUAUUCAGGAUCGCAUGAGUGUCAUCUGGGAGAAAGGAGUGAUCGGGGGAAAGAUGGAUGAGAAUCGCUUUGUUGCAGUCACAAGCUCAAACGCAGCCAAGAUCUACAACCUCUACCCGAGGAAAGGAAGGAUCAUCCCAGGAGCAGAUGCUGAUGUGGUGGUUUGGGACCCCGAGGGAUCCAAGACCAUUUCUGUGGAUAACCAGUUCCAGGGAGGAGAUGUAAACCUGUAUGAAGGUCUCCGCUGUCAUGGCGUACCCCUGGUCACCAUCAGCCGUGGCCGUCUGGUCUAUGAAAAUGGCAUGUUCACGUGUGCUGAGGGCUCCGGAAAGUUUUGCCCCCUGAGGACCUUUCCAGAUUACCUCUACAAGAAGAUGGUUCAGAGGGAAAAGUGCCAGGCUGUGAAAGCGGUUGAGCGGGAGCCCUACACAGGGGAUGUUGUUCCGGUGCUCAACUCAGGAAAGAGGGACUUCGGGGUUUCAGAUCUGGACACUCCGACACGCCGCACCCGGCACGGGGGCGUGAGGGACCUCCAAGAGUCCAGUUUCAGCCUGUCUGGUGCCCAGAUCGAUGACAAGAUUCCAAAGAGAUCUUCGGCCAGGAUCCUCGCUCCUCCUGGAGGGAGAUCCAGCGGGAUCUGGUAACCAAUCAGACGGCCAUUACGUGAAGCGGAAGAAUGACACCAGAGGGAAACAUAUGGCCAAGCAAGAUGACUUGUUUUUCUUUCUGGAAGCUUAGAAUAUGUAUGGGCUAAUGGAGUCGUGUUUUUAUUUUGAAGUCGGCACAGUUACAUAGGACUGUAAAACGUUAAACUGUAUUACAUUUUCCGUUAUAAAAUUGGAAUAUGGAUCAAGGAAAACUACUGCUAAGUGUUUAUAGCUACCAAAUUUCUGUCACAUGUCAAGCAAACAUAAGAAGCAAAAAAAAGAUGAGUUGCCAAAAAUUACUUUGGCUGUUGAAUCACUUUUGGGGAAAUAUCUAACUAAUAGUUUUAGCGAUCAAGGUGAGUCAUGGUUUUUAUGAAGCGAUUGUGUUACCUCACUGUAAAAUACGAUUUUGCACUUGUAUCAUGUACUAUUUAGAUGCCUUUUUACCUGAUUUAAUGUCACAAAUAUCACAAAUGUCUUUUUACUGCGAGCCAUGGUGAAUGAAAUGUAAUAGAUUACUACAAGGGUGUCGGCAUAACCUGAAUAUGUCAGUUAUGAAAAAUGUAGUUGACCAAUUGAAAAAUAUCGUAAUGCAAGCUAACCUUUUAUAUGCGUUUGUUUAUUUAUUUUUUUAUACUGCAUUAUUUGUGCUACCUUCCUUCGAUGCUACUGUGUUAGAAUUCUUUCCUAAGUGAAAAUGAGGACUUUGUUCAGUAGUUCAUCAUUGUCAGCAUCAUUAGCAUUUCAGAUCAUGUUUACAGCCUUAUAGCAGAAUAAAUUUCUGUUCCACCCCCACCAAAUGUGAAUGAACCUAUGUUGUGUGUACUGCGCAUGGUAGCAUAUUUAGAACUACUGUAAUAGGCACUAAUGUUGCCCAUGUUACGCAGCAUUCUUUGCGAUCGUAUCCAUUUUCCACAGAGAGCAAAAAGUCUCAACCAAACUGCCUUUUCUCACCUGAGAACACUGUCACCCACACUGCCAGGCUGGCACAGAUCCUAACAUUUUGAUGGCUGUUGUUUCUUUUAGAGUCUGCUCUUUUUACUGGUCUGAAAGGGCACGUUCCUCUGAAUGACAUUUCCGAUGUAACGCAGCACUGUGAAGCAUAUAGAGGGGAAGUGAUCCUCUUCAGUUUAACAGCAGAUAUGUUAGCCCGUUAAUGCCCUUUCUUCGGGGGAUCAAAUGCCUUCACAAUGUGCGCCACUGAAAGCACAGCAUCAUAACUGGAAGGUACGCUUGUUUAGCAACUACAGAAACGCACUGACACUACUACUGUAUUUCUAUUGUUUGUUUUUUAGUUUGUCAGAGUUGUUCUCGUGAAUAAUUGUCUUAGUAAUUGAUUUUGUUGUGUUUUUUUGUUGAAACUGCAGUGUAAGCAGGGGUGCACACAAGAUUAUUUUUGUUCCAAAGAUCAUCACACUACAAUAAAAGUUGUUGUUUUUUGUUUUGUUUUUUUGGGACAGAUUUCACUUACAGAAGCUCCAGUGAAUCUUGUUGUGUCUUCCCGCUCCCAAAUGUACACUGGUGCUGAACAAUGUGACGUCACAUUGAAUUCCUUUUAUCUUUUAUUUCUUCUUGCAGCUCUUUAUCACAUGAUUUGAGUGCAAAUAAACCACAAUGAAAUCUC
Messenger RNA from Etheostoma spectabile (orangethroat darter), 3476 nucleotides. RefSeq names its product dihydropyrimidinase like 5a (gene dpysl5a). Gene Ontology annotation, molecular function: hydrolase activity, acting on carbon-nitrogen (but not peptide) bonds, in cyclic amides. Lineage: Eukaryota; Metazoa; Chordata; Actinopteri; Perciformes; Percidae. Gene Ontology annotation, cellular component: cytosol; cytoplasm. The record is from RefSeq and is a predicted model, not a curated record.